CUGUCGCCGCCGCCGCCUCCUCCUCUUCCUUCCUUCCUUCCUUCUCCUCCUCCUGCUCCGGGACGCGGACUCUGCCCUUUGCCUGGCCGCCAGCGAUGGAGCGCUUCUCGGGCCGUCGGGCUCUCGUGACCGGGGCAGGCAAAGGGAUCGGCCGGGCUGUCGCGGUCGCACUGAGCCGUGCGGGGGCCCAGGUGGUCGCGCUGAGCCGGACCCAGGCGGAUCUCGAUGACCUGAGAAAGGAGUGCCCUAACAUCCAGACCCUGUGUGUAGACCUAGGAGACUGGAAUGCUACGGAGGCAGCACUGAGCCAAGUGGGGGAUAUUGACCUGCUGGUGAAUAAUGCCGCUGUAGCCCUGUUGCAGCCAUUUCUAGAGGUGACCAAGGAUGCCUUUGACAGGUCUUUCAGUGUCAACCUUCGAGCUGCACUUCAGGUAUCUCAGAUAAUUGCUCGGAAGCUAAUUGCUAGGGGAGCGCCAGGUGCAAUUGUGAACGUCUCAAGUCAGGCCUCCCAUCGGGCUCUGUCUGAUCACACCGUUUAUUGUUCCACCAAGAGUGCUUUGGACAUGCUGACAAAGUCAAUGGCUCUGGAGCUGGGUCCCCAUAAGAUUCGAGUGAACAGCGUGAACCCCACCGUUGUCAUGACUAAGAUGGGACGCCUCAACUGGACUGAUCCUCAGAAAGCUGGACCUAUGAUUAGCCGCAUCCCAUUGGGGAAAUUUGCAGAGGUGAACGAUGUGGUGAACAGCAUCCUUUUCCUGCUGAGCGACCAAAGCAACAUGACCACAGGUGCCAUGCUGCCGGUUGAUGGGGGAUUCCUUGCUUGCUGAAAAUCUGCCUGGGCAUCAGUCCCUGAAGAAAGGUCUCUCCUUGGUGUGUCUUCUCAUCCUGCAAAUACUGGAACGAGACACCGUAAAGGAAGAAAAGGAGCAAGGGCCAGUUCCAUCAAGGAACUGGUGAAGAUGAGAGAUUUUUUUUCCUCCUGGUCUUAAACAUAAACAAACCACACCUCCUUACUUAUGGAGAAAUGUUUAUUGUAUAAAAUAAGAGGUGUUCAGCUCAUCACUCUACACGAUGAUUUUAAAAACUGGACCCGUCUCCAUCCCAACCCCUUCAAAGCUCUCCCUGCUCCAUCCCCCAGUCCAUCAGUCCUGACAAAAGGAAGGGGUUGGCCAUCACCCUCCCACCUCCACUUUUUUUUUCUUUUAAUUUCCUUUUUCUUUUUCUCAAAAUCUUACAGAAAGGUUCCUGCUGUGUAGCCCCGCUCUGCCCUGGGCCGGGCACGGCGAACAAGACCUCCUUCCUCUUCCCUGUCUUUGGGAGAGUUGAUGGUCAGUAAACCAGCUUAGGAGCUGCGCACAGGCUGGUGCCCUGGAAGGCCAAAGACAGCUUUGGAUGGCACAGAAGCUGCUCUGAUCAUUUAAGCUCGGCUAUUGUCUCACACAAUAAAGCACUAAUGGCUAGUUCUGAAA
Messenger RNA from Pogona vitticeps (central bearded dragon), 1469 nucleotides. RefSeq names its product dicarbonyl and L-xylulose reductase (gene DCXR). NCBI's taxonomy places the organism in Eukaryota, Metazoa, Chordata, Lepidosauria, Squamata, Agamidae. Gene Ontology annotation, biological process: glucose metabolic process; xylulose metabolic process. Gene Ontology annotation, molecular function: L-xylulose reductase (NADPH) activity; carbonyl reductase (NADPH) activity. The record is from RefSeq and is a predicted model, not a curated record.